AUGGCGUUCCUGUCUUCCGACGCUCGCCCUUCGUUCGUGGCGCGUAUUCCGAACGGCAACGGCGUGUCUGGUGUCGCUGCACUCGGCCACGCGAGUCCUUCCGGCGGCGGCGCGACGAAUGCUUUCGGCGAGGCUUUCGAGGCCGCCGGACACCAGUGGACGGCGGAGCUGUGUCAAGCAGACUCAGACGGCGAUGGAGCCACGAACGGUGAGGAGCUGGGCGAUGCGUGCUGCUCCUGGACGCCCUCCACUGCGUUGUCCUCGACGCUGUCCCCGACGCACCCAGGCGUGCCCAACAGCUUCACGGCUGCCCAGCUCUCUGCCAUGAAAUGCGGCGGCGAGGCUGACCUCGACGCGAGCGCUUCAAGUGUUGCUUCUGCCUCCUCCAGCGGCUCGUUUGGCGACGUGGUGGCUCCGGACGACCAGCCUCGCUUCUCUCCGGGACCGAAACUCGACGAAACGCCGCAAACUCACGUCACUUCGGGUGCUGGACGCCAGCAAACCUUCGUAGCUGCUAUCUGCUGCCUGAGUACCGCGCUGGUGCUUGCGUAG
Phytophthora sojae is the source of this 552-nucleotide messenger RNA. RefSeq lists its product as hypothetical. The transcript has 2 exons. The record is from RefSeq and is a predicted model, not a curated record. NCBI's taxonomy places the organism in Eukaryota, Oomycota, Peronosporomycetes, Peronosporales, Peronosporaceae. The coding region runs from base 1 to 552 and encodes 183 amino acids.